AUGGUCUGCAAGGUGUGCCAUGAUAUGCUUUACGGACACAAAGGUCGACGGGACUCUGGCUCGCAAUUGGCCCUGAGUUUCUGGCACCAUGAAACAGCCGAAAACGUCAAGGCUGCGGCCGACGAUGCAGAAUGCUAUCUCUGUCGCGUCAUCGACGAGAAACUGGGAAGUGUAGGCCUCACUCGCCCGGCCGGUCCCGAGAGGAGUUGGCUCCUAUGCGCAUUGUUGCAACGAUUUCCUCGCUAUGAUGGGGUUUAUCGUCUGGACAUCAAACUCGAACAGUCCAAAACGACGAUAGCGAGCUUCGUCUUAAGACAGAAUGUAUUGAGUAACGUUGUUGUCAUGGAUCAAGACGGCGGUCUGGCCAGUCAUCUCCAAACCACUCCUAGAAGCGCGUCUACGUCAGAUCCAGAGGUCUUCAACUUGGCCAAAGAAUGGAUCGAAUCCUGCGCAAGGACCCAUGCCAAAUGCCAGACUGCUUCGAGUACGCAGUGGUAUCCGACACGGCUGAUAGAUCUGCGAUUCAUGCCGGAAGAUAAUAUGGAGAUGGUGCGACUGGUGUCACAAAAAGAUGCCGAGAAAAGGGACGACCAUCCACCCUUUGAAGGUAGAUAUGUAACUUUGAGCCACCGAUGGGGCCAGGUCGAGAUCCCCAAACUCAGACAAUACAACCGAUCCGACUUUCAAACCUCGAUGCUGUUGAAGAAUCUCCCUCUAACCUUCCAACAAGCCAUGCAGUUUGCACGCGAGCUUGGUGUCCGGUGGAUGUGGAUCGACGCCCUGUGCAUCAUCCAAGGAGACGAGCAGGACUGGCUUUUUGAGAGUUCGCACAUGGACAAAGUGUAUGCUUUCAGCUAUUGCAACAUCUCGGCCACCGCGGCCAUGGACGGAUCAAAGGGCCUCUUCAAUCAAAGAGACCCCCGUCGGAAAUGGUUCGACAGCGUGAGUCUAAGAACGCAGGACCUCUCUGGGGAUGCGAGGGUAGUUGAGUGCACCAUCUCCGAUCUGUCUUUCUGGGACGAAUAUGUCGACAAUGCACCUGUCAAUAGACGAUCUUGGGUUUUCCAAGAACGGCUUCUCGCGCCAAGGGUGUUGCAUUGGUGUAAAGACCAAAUUGCAUUCGAAUGUCACGAGCUGGACCGAGCAGAAUGCCGGCCAGAAGGACUUCCACAUCUUCAGAUGAAGGCGGGCCAGCUCGUUGACCAAGCUCGCCUCAAGGCCAUGGAUAGGGAGGUUGGCAAGCGACUUCGCGAACUGAGACUGGCUUCUUUGCACGGUUCUUUCCGUUCCAAAGGAUUAAAGUGGAUGGUCGAUGGCGACGAGAAGCUGUACCUCUACGAAGUCUGGAAACGCAUGGUCGAGGUGUACACCAAGAUGGAAUUGACAGACGAAAGAGACCGACUCAUAGCAUUGUCCGGUAUCGCAAGAAUGAUGACGAGGAUCUUGAGGCUGGAUGGCAGCGAGGACCAAUAUCUCGCUGGUAUGUGGCAGAAUUACCUCGCCAGCCAGUUACUGUGGUAUGUCAACGAUGCAGAGGGGGAAGGGAAGGAGGCACAACCGCUGGAAAACACUCGGCCAGAGCAAUAUCGUGCUCCCAGCUUCUCGUGGGCUUCGGUUGAAACUCCGCGAGGUGUCACCUUCCCGGAGACAACGGACAAGGGCAUUCUGGUGGAAGUCCAGGUAGUUAGACUGAGCUAUCGGACUGAGGACGACAUGUUCGGCAUUCUCACUGACGGCUAUCUGGUGCUGAAAGGUGUGCUGAGGAGGAUCGAGUUGACGGAUACGGAGCAGGACCAGGGCCCAUUGACCUCGAUACGCCAGUCCAUGGCAAGUUGUCCUCCAGCGGCUUUGAAAAGACAUAUCACUGACUAG
Messenger RNA from Cladophialophora psammophila CBS 110553, 1872 nucleotides. RefSeq lists its product as uncharacterized. The transcript has 2 exons. Bases 1 to 1872 code for a protein of 623 amino acids. Lineage: Eukaryota; Fungi; Ascomycota; Eurotiomycetes; Chaetothyriales; Herpotrichiellaceae. The record is from RefSeq and is a predicted model, not a curated record.